Naegleria lovaniensis is the source of this 1917-nucleotide messenger RNA. RefSeq lists its product as uncharacterized. Gene Ontology annotation, biological process: RNA processing. Gene Ontology annotation, molecular function: nucleotidyltransferase activity; RNA binding. Lineage: Eukaryota; Heterolobosea; Eutetramitea; Acrasida; Naegleriidae. The record is from RefSeq and is a predicted model, not a curated record. The transcript has a single exon. Bases 1 to 1917 code for a protein of 638 amino acids.
AUGCUUCCUUCCACAAGUUGCUCUCCCGUGUUUACUAUGCCACCAUGGUGCUUGGAUAUUAGUUAUAAGAAGCCAUGCACAAUUCCUAACUGUCCUGUCAAUGAUUUUAGUGAUGCACAUUUUUACCAUUAUUAUCACGAGUGUCCCUUUGGCCAACAAUGUGAGUGGUUCAAACUUUGUUGUUGCAGCCAUGAUCAAAAUGCUAAAUAUCACUGCAAUCUUUUCAAUCACUCUUUAACCGGAGAUGAACAAUUGUUAUUAGAAAAUUCAUUGGAGCACAAUGCUUCUUCCCAAAUUCAAGAUGGAAGAAGAAUGUCACUCACAAGCGUCGGAUCUGCUUGUUCAUCUAAAUCUUCCUCUUCUCGGCCUAAAAAUGUUUGCUGGUAUGGCACAAAAUGUCGUAUGGCAGAGAGAAGAGACCAAACUCAUCUCUCCAACUACCUUCAUGUGUGUCCUAAUGUUCAAUCCUGUCGAAACAGAGAACCAGAACACCUACAGCAGUUUUUACAUAAAUGUCAUAAAGGAGAAAAAUGCACGGACAAAUCACAGGAACAUAGAGAUCAAUACAUGCAUAUUUGUUCGUAUGGAGAAAAGUGUAACCAUCUUUCUGACUCUAGUCCUGAUUCCCAUUGGGGACAUUUUACAAGAUAUUUACAUCCUGUAUGUUUUGAAGGAAAGAACUGCUCUCAAUGCAAGUCUCAAGAAGUGAAGAGUCAAGGACAUAGAGAUUUCUUUUGCUUAUUGGGCCACCAUGACGAUGAUGUUUCGCCCACCAUCCAAAAAAAGCAGCCAGAGAUUCAAGGCCUUACCUCAAAAGACAAGAGCAACAUGCGUCCCCAUGUCACAGAAUGGAAACGAUCUGCCUCUAUCCCACUUACCUCUCCCUCUGGUUAUAAAUUCAUUGGAUGGGAAAGAGCAACAGGAAACAACACUGCGACUGGAAAAGUUGUCCUGUUUAAAAAGACCGAUAAGGGUGUUUUUGAAGGGCAUAUCAAAACUGAAGAGGUCACAAAUGUCAGUUUUCCCACCAAUCAAAUUGAGCAACCAUGGUAUCGAAAUAGAGUGUGUAUUUAUAAGAACCAACUUAUCGUGUCAGUAUUCAAGAAUGCAUUAUCUGGGAGGCUCACUGGAGUAACUCCAAGUGCCACGUAUCUCGACGUCAUGAAUUACAUUGUAAGCUGUGGAGUACCAGUGUUCAUUGUUGGUGGAGCUGUUAGAGAUGUGUUGUAUGCUGUUUUGAAGGAAAACGAAACCAAUGUUCAAACUAUUAUUUCAAAGGUCAAAGAUAUUGAUAUUGGUUUUGGUUGUCCAACACAAGAAUUUUACAAUAUUCUUUGCAAAAAGUAUUCAGCAGGUAUACAACCUCCAGGACCAAGAGGUCUCAUUGUCGUUGGUAAUACGAAUGGCAAUUUUUUGGAAGGCAAGGCCCUUAAUGGAUUGAACAACGACAACAAAUCAGUGAAAGAUGACAUUCCACAAUGUUUUGGCACUGAUUUAGUUGGAGAAAAUAUAUGUAGAGAUUUCACCUGUAAUUCGUUGUGGUAUGACCCUAUCAAUGAAUGUAUUAUAGACCCUAUUGGAAGGGGACAAGGAAUCAAAGAUACAUUGAAUAAGGUUUUAAGAAUUCCUGUUAAAGAAAAGUAUAGAAUCUUUUGGGCAAAGGGAAAUCCCUCCAAAAUUAUGAGAUACUACAAAUUCCUUCAAAAAGGAUACAGGCCUGCUGAUGAUGGUACUCGGGAAUUCAUCAUCAAGAUGGCAAAAAAGUUUUCGGCAACCGACAUGGAAUGCCGAAAUCAGCUAGUCAGGGGAGUGAUGAACUCAAAAACCGAUGCUGAAGCUCAGCAAAAGAAAGCCUCUUUUUUAAAGUUACUGGAAAAAGAUGUCGGGACUCAGAGGCUUAAGGAGUUGUUCCCUUAA